Molecule: messenger RNA, 1132 nt
Organism: Xenopus laevis (African clawed frog)
Lineage: Eukaryota; Metazoa; Chordata; Amphibia; Anura; Pipidae
Exons: 8
Coding region: 79-903 (274 amino acids)
Source: RefSeq, a predicted model, not a curated record
AAUUUCCUCAUCAUCUCCUCACAGAAAAAAGAAGAAGUGUCCCCAAGAGCAAGAGAAUUUGGUGCUACACCCAGGCCCAUGGCAGCUGUCCUGUAUGUGCAGGGUGCUCUUCUCUGGCUGCACCUCACCCAAGCCUGUGAGCAGAUCCACAUCAACCAAGAGCCACAGGUCCUGGUCACAAUUACUGGAAACUCUGUCCCUAUUGACUGUGGCAUCAGUUAUACAAACAUUGAUAUUGGCACCACCAUCUUUUCGGCAGUGGAUCGGGACAAUCCUGCAGGAACAUAUAACCGGAAUGAGCAAUCGGUGGCCAUCACAGAUACUAAUGGCACCACAACUGUAUCUCACAGCGUCCAGGCAAAUGGGCAGUCUGCCAUGUACUACUGUGUCGUAACAUGUGGGACAUCCAUAAAGUCCGGCAUCGGAACCUACAUACAUGUGAUAGAUAAUGGGUAUGUGAAACCCACAGAUCCUUCUUCUCAGCUGCAGUCCAGUUUGAUUGCCCUGCUCGUCCUUCUCUUGCUCCUGUCGGCCACAGGGACUUCCCUACUGCUGCUCCCAUUUAUAUGGAAGAGAAAGGGUGGCUCCCCACCUAAGCCCCCCAGGGGUUUGACAUCAGUGUCACCUAAAGAGGACAAAGAAGCCUCCAGUUCUGUUUAUGAGUCUUUAAAGCCCUGUCCUGACUCUGAGCUCUAUCUUACACUGGAGAAGGCGCCCCCGUUACCCAAGGGCAAGGUAAUUAAUGUGGCGACACAUCAGAGUCCCAAAAGCAAAGCCAGUCCCAAGGUGAAACCAAUUGGUGCCCAAGAACUGACCCGUGGAGGAAGCAAGAAACCGCCAGUGAAGCCGAAGCCAAAAAGAAGCCACACAGAACAAGAUCUGUAUGAGAAUGUCCACCAAUAGGAUAUUUGGUGCCCACUCCUAUUUCCCCUUUCAGUAUUUACUAAUAUUUUUUUCUCCAUAUCUGAACUGAACAAGACACUGUCAAUUAUAGACAUGUUAUUGUUGUUAGUAUAUAGGGGCUGUGUCAGUGUAUAGGGCAGAGUCCUCCCAUAUAUUCCAUUUAUACUAUAGGACAGUUAUAGUGUGUGUGUUAGUGUAUAGGACACAGUCUCCCCAUAUAUCCCAUUUA